Messenger RNA from Phycomyces blakesleeanus NRRL 1555(-), 1338 nucleotides. RefSeq lists its product as hypothetical. The coding region runs from base 1 to 1338 and encodes 445 amino acids. Gene Ontology annotation, molecular function: glycerophospholipase activity. The transcript has 7 exons. Gene Ontology annotation, biological process: phospholipid metabolic process. The record is from RefSeq and is a predicted model, not a curated record. NCBI's taxonomy places the organism in Eukaryota, Fungi, Mucoromycota, Mucoromycetes, Mucorales, Phycomycetaceae.
AUGUUUUAUGUUAAAGGAAAUAGCCUUUUUACUUUUACACCACCCGCAUUAGAAUCUACAGCACAAGAUACGCCUAGAACCUUUCCCUCUUCAGACAAAGUAGGAUUUAAUUUGGAAAGAGGUGCGACCAUGCUUCCGCUGUUUCUAGCCCUGUCGACUGUAUUGCCGACAUGUGUUCUGUUCUUCAUCAUACUGUUGGUUCCAACCUUAAUGUCGACUACGGUAGCUGCAGUUUCUCUGAUCAGCACAAUGCCGACAGCUACACAACCAGUUUUACCACUCCAGCUUGCCUGUACACCAUUGACACCACGUCCAGGACCACCAGAAUCUGUGAGGGACCUUCGACCAGAUGACAUUCGUGUGGUGGCCGGUAUCGGAGACAGUGUCAUGGCUGGAUUUGGAGCAAAAGGAGUACAAACAAGAUUCUUGAGCCCAAAGACAUUAUCAGAAGACAGAGGAAUUUCCUUUGCCAUGGGAGGGGAUGAUGGUGCCAUAACUAUUCCAAAUCUGAUUCAUUAUUACUCCCAUGAAUUGUAUGGAUCUUCAGUAGGAUCUCAGUUUAUCACAGUGUGUUUUGGUCCUACGUUUUGUCCAGAUGGGCAAUAUAGACCAAGUAUUGGUAAACUCAAUGCAGCACAGUCCGGUGCUCGCAGUGCCAAUUUAAAUCAUGAAAUAGACUAUUUGGUUGAACAGCUUGACGAUGCUUACAAAGCAAAAACAAUUCAGCCAACAGACUGGAAACUUCUGACAUUCUUUGUCGGCUCAAACGACCUGUGUCACUCUUGUUUUGUUCCUGCUUCUAUGCCUCAGACUUUCUCUAUUGAUGUUUUGGCAGCAAUUGAGAGGAUUCGCAUGGCAGUUCCUUAUGUUCUUAUUCAAGUUGUUGGCAUGUUUCACAUUGAUCAGAUCUUUGUAGAGACACAAGCCUAUCCAAAAUACUGCCACCCGUUUCCCAUAUCUACCUUUACUCUUCAAAACGAAGUGUGUGGAUGUGCGCACACUGCAGAAAAUCGAACCAUCUUAAAUGACUUGCUACCUAUUUACAACUCUGCACUACAAUCUGUUGUAACAUACUACAAGGAUCCAAAGUUUUUAUCAAAUGAAACAUUUGGAAUAUUUUACCAGCCACUACCAGCAGAUAUAUCAAGCUUCCCAAUUGAUGCUAUAAGUAAUGUAGAUUGCUUUCAUCCUUCAGCUAUUGCUCAUGAAUGGAUUUCUAAGAAUCUUUGGCGCAAUAUGUUUUUAACAAGUGCCCAGAAGCCAACCACUCCAAUGAUAUUCGACCGUAAUGAAACAAUUUACUGUCCUACUGAUGCAGAUCGUAUUCAGAUUACAUAG